Messenger RNA from Chara braunii, 3718 nucleotides. NCBI's taxonomy places the organism in Eukaryota, Viridiplantae, Streptophyta, Charophyceae, Charales, Characeae. The record is from the annotation of a GenBank genome assembly.
GCCGGCGGGGAAUGAGGAGUUUGAGGACAGCGAGGAGGAGAGGAGGGCGGUCGAGGGUGGAGAUGAUGAUGGUGAGAGUGAUGCAGAGGACAUGGAGGUGCAGCGAGAGGUGGAGCGCGCCAGGGGAAAGCUGAGGAAGGAGAAGGUCGUUGACGAGGACAGCACCCCUGACGAGGACGCCGACGACGAUGAAGGAGGUGGCGGGAUCGAAGAAGAGAAAGAGGAAGGCGAAGAUGACUACCACUGAGGCGAGAUCAGCACCUUCACAACCCAAAAAGAGCCGAGUUCUUCGACAGACGUCCAUGCUGGAGACCUUCGAUCCAGUGUGGCAACAAGAAUUCUCGGACUCCAUCCUGCAGUGGUGGUACGUGAGCGGCAUCCCAUUCGAGGCGCCGAGGAGGCCAGCGUAUCAUAGGAUGAGGAAGAAGUUGCUCGAGUGUCCGCCGUAUGAUCAUCCGGCAUUACCCACGCACCGUGUCAUUUCGUGCGAAGGCAUCCCUCCGCAGCAGCGAGUUGUGGUGGACAUGGUGGCGGCCAUCCGCAGGGACAUGGAGGCGACGAGAGCGACCAUCCUCACGGAUGGUCGCAAGUCCAUCACGAGCGACCAAAUAGUCAACUUCCUUGCUACUGGUCCCACGGGCGCGUACCUUUUCAGGAUUGUGCAGUGGGAUGGUGCUGUUCAGGAGACAACAGAGGCCGUAAUAGAGCGAUGGAAGGACGUGUUCAACAAGUUUGGUGUCGACAAGGUGAAUGUCAUUUGUACUGAUUCCGCGUCUGCGUGUGUUGCUGCGUCCAAGCUCCUCGCCCAGGAGGAAGUCAAGUACAGCCGCAUCACUUGGCUUUCGUGUGCGGUCCAUGUCUGCAACUUGUUGUUGUCAGACAUCGCGAAGGAUGGGCGCGACGGGAGCCUCGGGAAGAGGGAGGACACCAUCAUCAGGGCUCGAGCUGUCGUGCAUUUCAUCAGAGAGCACGGGGCGGAUCUGAGCCUUUAUCGACGGUUCUCUGCCGCCCACCUCUCUUCCGCCUCCGCGGCGGCUGGUGGUUCGAGCUCUGCGCCACCCUCGUCUCUGCGGCGAGGCAGGGAGCUUGUGUACCCUAUGCAGAUGAGGUUUGCCACCCACUAUUUGAUGCUGGAGAGGCUGCUGGAUCGUCGCAGAGCGUUGGAGGCGUUGAUGAUGAGCGACGAUUGGCUGCGGACUACAUGGAGGACGUCCAUUUUUCUGCAAGCCAGAUGGGUCCGUCAUCAGGUGCAGUACGCGCCAUUCUGGGAGCACGUGGAGGACAUCGUGGCGCUCAUGAUGCCUGUGAUGCAGUUGCUACGGCGUCCGGACAGGGGGGGUCGCGUGAUGACUCGCAUGUGGUCGUGGGGUUUUGUCAUGGUCGACAGGGUGGCGAGAGCAAGCCUUAACAGGACGUCGAAGGACGAGCUCCACAUCGUUGUUCAGGCUUGCCAGGCGCGGGUCGGUCAUAUGUUGGAGCCCACACAUUGUAUGGCCCACCUUCUCAAUCCGCGGCAGAGGAGCAUUACUUUUUUUGGAGCGGCAAGGCGUACCGACCACGAGCGGAUACUGGCAGACGAUUCGUUGCGAUACCUUCGCCAGCAGAUUGGUGGUGACGAGGAUUUGUAUCAGACGUUGCGCACACAGCUGCCGGAGUUUCAUUCUCGGGAGGGCGAUUGGACGUAUGGAGGAGCCGAGGGAGACAGGGAUGCGGCCGCCUGCAAAGGGGAGAAGGAGACGUUACAGGUGGGGCAGUGGUGGGUUCAGCACGGGGAUGGGGUCCCUCUCCUUCAGAGCAUCGCCAUUCGCUUGUCGCACAUAUGGACGUGCGCCUCUCCGGCAGAGAGGAAUUGGGCCGUCCAUGAGCGUGUUCAGGUGAAGARGCGUAAUCAACUUGGUUUCAUCAAGCUGACUCGUUUGGUGGAGAUAUCCACCAACUUGAGAUUGAGUCGUUGUCAGGGGAGGGGUUCUAGGUACGUUCUUCCAUGGGAAGACGCUGAGGAGGAGACAGAGGACGCUAUUUCUCCGCCUCGUGAUGAGGGUGUUCGGCCGGCUGACCGAGUCACCGAGGCACAGCGCAACCGGCAGGAAGCGAUGGAGGCCGAGCCGUGGUCCGAUCCGGACGACCUGGCCGUGGAGUCAGAGCCAGGAGGUUCCGAUGACGAUGACGAUGACACUCCUCUCAUCCAGAUUCCGCGUCCUCGCACACGUGCGUCCACGGCGGCCGCUGCACCGUCUCCCGCAGCACGCCCUCCUUCGAGUGCUCCCGACGUCUCACAGCCAGGCCCGACGGACCGUGUCGAGAGCAGUACGCCACACCCUUCGACCGAUCGUCGUGGACAGGGAGGGACUCGCGAGCGUGUCGACGAGGGAGACAACGACGAUGAAGACGAAAGCGAGGCAUAUGAGGGCAGCAGUGAGGAUGAGAAUGAUCCCUGUUAUUCCCCGACACGCGGACAUGGUGACGACGACGACGAAGAGGGCGGCGACGGUGGACGGGCUGGGGGUGGUUUGCGGACGUCCGAGAGACAGCGUGGCGACCGAUGCAAUGGUGCGGGCAGGGGAGGCAGCGCGCCGGGUGUUGGGGGUCCAGGGCGCACAGGUGGUGCAGGGCGUGCUGGCACAGGAAAAGUAAGGCGAGAGUCUGCAUCGUCCACUCGCACUGUGCAUUGGGUUGAUGAGGAGAGGCCUGCUGAGGCAGCUGUGGUUGCUCCCUCCCCUGCAGAGUUCGCUGCGGCAUCUGCGGAGGGCGCAGCGGCAUCUGCGGAGGGUCCAGGCGGGUUUGCGGGUGGUAUUGGCGAUGCUGGAGAGGUUGGGAGGCCAUCUGCACAGGUGGGUGUGAGUUUCAGCGAUAACUUUUGUGAUGUUUCGUUAGGGCAUCCUCCGACACCGGCAGGGGAGCGUGUCGGUGUCGAUGUGGACGCAGCGGCGACGCCCAUCAGUCAGAUACUUCGUGACAUACCUUCAUGCAGCAAGGGCGACAUCAGUAGUAGCAUGUUGCAGGAGGCAGUAGAGGGGGCACCGGGUCGGUCGGGGCAGCACAAGCGCGCAGCUGGGGAUGAUGGGGAGUGUCGACCUGUGCAGGAGCGGGCGACAGAGUCAGAGCAAGACAGGAUCGACCGCGAGGAGAGGAGGAGGGCGCAGGGGCCUGGGUGGGCCGAUUUACACUCGCGGACACAGGCGAUUUUGAGCGGGGACGUUGUCGCAGACGCAGCAGGAUGGCAGGAGAGGGUCUCCGACCGAGCGACGGACCAACCCAUGAGCGCACCUGCUGAGGCGACAUUGCCACAUACUGCAGGGCGUACAGUGGGCUCCGGCGACCACGUCGAGCAUAGUGCGCCCCCCGGGAGGAGCAUGGCUGCACGUACAUUGCGGGAGGAUGUGAGGGCAGUGACAGCGCAGCGACCGUCACAGGCGCCAGUCGUUUGGGAGUCUGGCACAGACGAUUUGGAGAUGCCUUAUGGCCAGCGGAGGAGGGUUUUCGUAUACGAUCUUCUUCGACCACAGGGAGGGGUUGAGGCGGCGCCACAAGGGGAGAUUCAUGCUCCGGAUACUACGCACGCGCCGGCAGGCGGCACAGGUCGUGGGGAUGGUGUGACAGGUGUGGUGCCGCAGAGGAGGAGGAAGGACAUUGUGGACGACGAUGAUGCAUAGUUCCACCAUUAGUCUUCUUUCAUCCUCUGAUUCGUAGUAGUGUACAGUAUAUUUAGUGCUUGAGA